Molecule: messenger RNA, 2836 nt
Organism: Austrofundulus limnaeus
Lineage: Eukaryota; Metazoa; Chordata; Actinopteri; Cyprinodontiformes; Rivulidae
Gene: iqch
Product: IQ motif containing H
Source: RefSeq, a predicted model, not a curated record
UACAGGUUCCCUGGGACAUGUUGUCAUCAGAAAUGUUGUAUGAUUAAAUUAUCAGACCACGGGUGUAAAAUGUCUGACAAACGUGAGAACGAAGAUAAAUUGGGGAAGUUUUUAAUUCAGGUUCAUAAAGAUUUGGCACAACUCAAAUGCAGUGAUUGGGCCACAACACUGGAUGUUCAAACCCUGGACAAUUCAAUUUGUAUGGCCCACACUACAAACAAGAAAUCUGCUGAGGAUUAUUUGAAAACAGUGAAUAAACAACAACAGGUUCUUCCGAGCACCACAGACUUACAGAAACCAAUGCUUAAAACACCUAUAUGACCUGGAAGAGCCCACCUCCAUCCACAGCUUCUAAAAACAUGGACUUACAGAAUGAAAGUCGAGACACAAACAGUCUUAUCCCUAAAAGCUCUCAGAACCUGACCGUGGAAGUUCCUGAAAACACUAAAUACCCCUUUACAAGCACAAAGGGGCAGAUCGACCCAACGGACCCAACGCAGAUUUCUGCCACUGCAAGCAGAGCUUUACUCUGUGUGCUUGAUGCUCUGCAGGCCCUGAAAAAACUGCUCCGGGACUUCACAGUUCCUCUAGCGGAAGUCAACGGAGGACGUCUCGUGGACUUGUGUCACGGUUGGGAUGCUGGUGGGAGGAAGGCCCCUUCAGCGGUGACUCUUCUGUCAGUGUUUGAAAACCAGGAGGAGGUAUCACUUCUGCUCUCACGCCCAGGUCAGCGCUGGGGGAGGGGGGCUGCCAUCCUCAUACAGUCCUGCUGGAGGCGCUGCUCAGCCAGGAGAGCUUAUCUGUGGCACCACCGACGCAAGUGGGCCGCACACAUCGUUGCAACGUCAUGGUGGCGGCAGAAGCGGCRCACUUUUAUUUUGUUUGAAAAAUGCUGCACUGGCCUUACUAUGACAGGUUUCUCUCAGAGCCAGCGACUGGCGUUAAGAAGAUAURACAUCCUCCAGAACACACGAAUAAGCAGAGUGUGUGAUGUUAGAGAUGAAAAUGUGGAGGUGAUCUAUGUAUGCUCGCGACAUUUGGGGSAAGACAUCUUGCAGUUUUACAGCAGCCUCCUGAACUGCGAGGGAGCCACAGAUGGAGCUGUUACCAGGAACAGCGAGGCCUCACYCUGCAAGAGACCCUUUAUUAUCCUAACUCCUGAAGCUGUGGAUUAUUUCCCUGUAAAACGCAUAACGUGUCUGUCUACGCUGCUGAAGUACAGUCCACGCACCCUGAAGCGUGUCAAACACCUGAUCCAGGGAAAGCAGGCCUACGUAGUGGGUGGAGCUAGCCACAUGGAUGGCCUGGCAGUGGCUGAUGAGCUGGAUGUGCCGAUUUUGGGUCCAGAACCAGCUGUUUCACAACUCUACAGCACCAAUUCUGGAGGAAGAAGGAUCUUUGCUGCAGCAGAUGUUGAUGCUCCUCCUGGUCUGGCAGAUAUCGCUCACAAAACCAGACAGGACACCAAAAAACACACAAAUAUACACCCAUACUUCAUUACAACCGCACUGCUCAGAUAUUUAGAUGAGAUCCCAGAAUGGCUGGCUCAUUAUGCCCGACCUGCUCAAACCUCCUCUUAUCCCAGUUGGUCCUGCUUCCAAGACCUUCCUCAGGCAAGGUGGUGUAGUGGAGGCAUGUCCCAUUCAGAAAGUGUCACCUGUCUGACAGUAGAUCUGUUACUGGAACCAGGAGUUGAAGUGACCAUGUUGUCCUGUGGAGACCAGCUCUGCGGCUCCUGUCAGCUGGAGGCCAUAGGGUCCACUGUACACCCAGACACCUUGCACUCCGUCUGCAUGCGUGUGGGUCGGGCUUGUCUACAGCACUGCAUUGUUGGCUAUGUCUCUGUGGGACUAGCCACCUUUAUGAACCACUCCACCCAGGAGCAGAAGGUUUGGGUCAUUGAUCUGGACAUUGCUACAGUGACCCAGAUGCUGCUUCUGAUGACUGGAGGAAUGCUGAAUUGGCAGACAAGCUGUUUAGAAGUUCAAAUGCCGACUGGAAGGAAAUGCUGUGAACACCAGGGUCUGCAGUUAAAAACAAAUAUGUAUCACACUGUGGUCAGUUGUCAUGCAUUCAUCRGGAUCCACUUGUUUCUUUCUAACCUCUCCAUGCUGUAUCACAGCACCUUAUUUAAGUUGUGCAAACUACACGGCAUUGGGUUUAACAAAAAGCAGAAGCAAGGCACUAUUUUUACUUUUUAUGACAGCAGUGAGCGAUGUAGCAUUGGUAUGAUAACGAUCUCAGAGGAUCUCCAGGGAGCUCUGGUGACCUUUGCUCAGAAUCUGUCAGUCAUUCAUCAGCAAAUAUCAUCCUCUAAAAUGCAAGGAGAAACCAAUUUCAAGGAGCUGAUGAAGAACAUAGAAGAUGUGCUGCAGAUCAAAAUUUGUAACAAGACCCAACUGAAGGAUGAACCUGCUGAAUAGACUGCUGCUUCACUAGUGAAGUUGCCAUUACCAAAUAAAUAGCAAAUAUAAAUAAGUUGAUGCAGGCUUAAAGAGCAUAACUCUCAGGCAUGAAUCUUUAAAACUCCCAGCAGUUUUAAUAUAUGAUAAGACAGUAUGGUUUUAUCUAAUUAUGCUUGGUUUGUGAUUUCAAAUUACAAACUACAAAUAUAAUGUUAGUGUAGAUUACCAUGAGUGUGUUGUUUAGUGACAAUAGUUUAGUAAUGUUUUUUUUUGCGCUAAGGGAAAAUAUUUGACAUUCAAUGAAGAAAUGACAAAAAUAGUCUGUAGUUUUAUUCUUAAAGUAGUAUUUAUGUAUAUAGAUAAUAAAAAGAUUAUUCUUGACAUUUACAGGAUAUAUAUUUUUAUAAUGUUUUUAAACUGUGUACGAUAGA